This is a messenger RNA of Oldenlandia corymbosa var. corymbosa, 2316 nucleotides long. NCBI's taxonomy places the organism in Eukaryota, Viridiplantae, Streptophyta, Magnoliopsida, Gentianales, Rubiaceae. The record is from the annotation of a GenBank genome assembly.
CCAAAUUUGGUCCAUUUUUUCAUCAUCAUAGUCAUACUCAAAUACUACUAGCCAACAUUUUCUUCAUCACUAUUUAUAUAACCUCAAAAUUUUCAUAGAUUUCCCCCAAAGCAAAAUCAGGCUAAUUUUUUGGGUAUAUUGAGGCAAUCUGUCUUAAAUAUCUUCUGGGGUCGAAUUUAAUUUUCAGAAAAAAGAAAAAAAGAAGAAGAAAGAGAUCGUAUUUUGCAGUAUAUAUUUGAUAUUUCAGUUUAGAGCUCCGGCACCUGGAUUUUUGCCGGAGCAAUACGUGUAGUUCAUGCAGGGUAAAGAGAACAAAAACUGCAGGCAAAUUCCAGGAACCUUCCUUUAUCUCACCCCUUUUUUAUCUUUGUCCUUUUUCUCGUACCCCCAAUUUUGUAAUAAAUAUUGAUAUAUAACCGAAUAGUGAGGAUUAUAUAGCGGCAAAUUCAUUAUUUUUAUUAGCCCUCCUCUGUUUUUUCUUUAUUUUUACUCUUCAUCACCGGAACUCGAAAUUAUCCAUGUGGGUUUUCUUUUGUGGGUUGUUAAAGAUUUGUUAAGAUAAAGCUUCAAUAGAGAAUUGAACCCCGCCUGCCGGAAAUUGAUUGAUUAAUUAAAGAUGAUGGGUUCGAUGCAUGAAGAUCAAUGGAACUUGGAGAACGGCGGCGGCGGCGGCGGCGAUCAUGAUCACAUCGUGGAGGUGCCGGCGAGUGGCGCAAUAACAACAGCAUUGUUGAAUAAUAAAAGGUCCGGCAACAAUAAAGGAAGGGCUCAUCGUAUGGGACUGAUGAGGCAGUUUUUGGGUAACGUUCGGGUUGUGAUUCUGGGAACUAAGCUCUGUGUUCUGAUUCCGGCCAUCCCUCUGGCUAUUAUUGCACAAUGCUCUGGUUUUGGCCGGCCAUGGAUAUUUGCUUUCAGUUUGCUGGGGCUUACCCCGUUAGCAGAACGUGUCAGCUUUUUAACUGAACAAAUAGCGUACUUCACUGGUCCUACAGUGGGAGGUCUGCUGAAUGCAACUUGUGGAAACGCAACGGAACUGAUUAUAGCAUUAUUUGCACUUCGCCAAAGGAAGAUUCAUGUGGUGAAAUACUCUCUUCUGGGCUCUGUCCUCUCCAACCAACUCCUCGUUCUUGGUUCCUCCCUUCUCUUUGGUGGCAUUGCCAACCUUAAGCUCGAACAAACAUUCGACAGGAAACAAGCGGACGUGAAUUCGCUUCUUUUGCUGUUGGGAUUGUUAUGCCAUGUGCUGCCGUUGAUGUGUGGAGAUUCGAUACAACCGGUGAAUAAGGAUGAUUUCCUUCUCUCCUUGUCAAGAACCAGUAGCAUUUUCAUGCUCGUGGCCUAUUUUGCUUACCUCUUCUUUCAACUCAGGACCCACAAAUUUGAAGCCGAAGAGGUUGACGAGGAAAUAUGCGAUGAAGACGAAGCAGUGGUUGGAUUUUGGUCUGCCUUCAUUUGGUUAAUCGGAAUGACUAUCACCAUAGCUGUUCUAUCUGAGUACGUGGUGGGUACAAUUGAGGCCGCGUCAGAAUCUUGGAAAAUCUCUGUGAGCUUCAUCAGCCUAAUAUUGCUCCCAAUUGUUGGAAAUGCAGCCGAACACGCGGGAUCUAUCAUUUUUGCUUUAAAAAACAAGCUGGACAUAUCUUUGGGUGUUGCCUUGGGUUCUGCCACUCAAAUUUCCAUGUUCGUGGUACCCAUAUGUGUAAUAGUAGCAUGGAUAAUGGGAAUCCCAAUGGAUCUGGAUUUCAGCCUCCUUGAAACUUCUUGUUUGGCUUUGUCCAUCGUCCUCACUGCUUUCACUUUGCAGGAUGGGAGUUCACAUUACAUAAAAGGAGUGGUUCUUUGUUUAUCCUAUUGUGUGAUCGCCGCUUGCUUCUUCUUUCAUAGAACUUCAGCCAUCUUAGAUAAUCACUCGACAUCCAGUUGAAUAGAGAAAUCAUCAUUUGGAAUAUUAGAGGCCGCCUGGAACUCUGAAUGAUGGGCCUUUUACUUUUCCGGAAGAAUUAUAAUCUAUAUGCAAGCGAUUAAAAAUUAUGAAGCAGUAAAAAUAAGGAGAAGAUUAUAAAAGAAGGCAAAGCUGGAGGAGCUCGGAGUUUGUGUAAGAGAUUUAAAAGAAAUACAAAAAGGUCCAAAUUUAUAAGUAAAUUUAGUAUUUGGGAUUUAUAUAUGUAUUUCAUUUUUAAGGUCGAUUUUGGAACUAAAUGAUGAAGAUUCCUUUUCAUUGAAAAUUAAGGGCAAAAGUUGGAUAUAUGUGAGGUAGCUCUUGGAAUUUGGGUUCAAACUGUAUCAUUUCGUAAUAAGAAUUCAUGAUUUCUACCA